AUGGUGUAUUAUCAUUCCCACGACAUGGUGCUGAGGUUCAACAACGCCCCGACUGGAAACUACACUGAUGAUGUUGGAUCCAAAACUACAUUUCGUGUAUUAAACUCACAAGUGGUCACUAAACGAGAAUUCAAUUUCCCCGAAGACCCGUUGUACAAGAACAUAUCGAUAUUGAUAUGGGAUCCAGCAAACUAUUCUUCUACACUGGAGGAGUGGUACCAACAUCCUGAUUUUCCUCUCUUUCCCGUUUAUAAAAAGCUAUUGGAGCAACAAAGCGACGCUGACGUGCAUUUGUUGAAGCCUCAGGUACUUUGGGAGCUAUGGGGAGUCUUGCAGGACUCAUCUCCUUAUCGAUUAAGAAGAAAUCCCCCAUCAUCUGGUUUUAUAGGUGUGUGGUUCUCAAUGCAUCGGUGCAGACGCGUGCGAGUCUUCGAAUACGUGCCUUCGACGCGUGCGACUCGUCGCUGCCACUACCACGCCUCGCGCGACGACACUGCCUGCACCCUUGGCGCUUGGCAUCCGUUAGCACAAGAAAAGGCCCUUGCAGAGCGCAUGAGGGACAACUCGGACCUUGACGUGUUUCAGAGAGGCUUUAUUGAUAUACCUGGCGUUCAAACUGUUACUUGUACUGAUUAAGUUCUAUGAUAAGUUAUAAUUAUAUGAUUCUAAGUUUGGAACGGGCUCGUUCUUUCGUCCACUUCUGUAGGACCUGGUGUUUACUGGACCCCGCAUAUCAGACUGGUGUGCUUACGCGCAGUACGUUGCGUCCUGUUUUUUGCGUGACAUAAAAUCAUCAUUUGGGUACACCCGAUUGUGAAACGUCGAUCGAAAGUGAGUAUCUUUCGUGAUUUUAUGGGCGAAUGAAGCAUUGUAAUGAGUCUAAAUUUUUCAGUUGUGCAGGACACUGGUAUGUACACUUCCAUUGAAAUAUAUGUCUCAUUAAACGGGAUCCUGUUUUUUCUUGGACUACGGGAUCCAGUUUGCAGACAAAACCGAAUAACAAAAUUCUACGGGAUCGGGUUUUUGAAGGAUUCUGCAAACGGGAUGUUCACGUGAAUGCUAGUAUUUAAACACUAUCGCCAAAAAACCGAUCCCAUACGCAGCUGUGGGAGCAUGUCGUAAGGCGGCGGCUAUCUCUGUAAUUUACUCGCUAACACUCGGUAUAACUCUUGAGUUAUUUUUCUGUCGGGCAUGUUAUAGAACUACCUCGCGAGAACUUAAUCAGAAGAUCAUGCUUAACUCCUAUAGAGCUCAAGUCUUAAGCUUUGCCUAUAAACCCUUUGGGUUACUUUACUUUUUACAUAUAGAAAUACGAAGGCGAAGUUUUCUAAGUAGGGUUUUAAAGCGGAAAGUAGCCACAGCGUGGUUUCAAUGCAUUGACAAUUCCUGUAAAUCGCACGCUUGGUUUAAUAAGGUCACAUUCGCAAAAUUACAACUUUUCAGCAAAUAGGUUUCAAGAUUCUACAAACGGAAUUAGUCGAGUACUUUUUUAUUUCAUGUAAUUCGUACUAUUCUUAUAAUUUUCAUGUGAU
Molecule: messenger RNA, 1532 nt
Organism: Hyposmocoma kahamanoa
Lineage: Eukaryota; Metazoa; Arthropoda; Insecta; Lepidoptera; Cosmopterigidae
Gene: SiaT
Product: beta-galactoside alpha-2,6-sialyltransferase 2
Exons: 5
Coding region: 1-636 (211 amino acids)
Molecular function (GO): sialyltransferase activity
Source: RefSeq, a predicted model, not a curated record